Molecule: messenger RNA, 318 nt
Organism: Scaptodrosophila lebanonensis
Lineage: Eukaryota; Metazoa; Arthropoda; Insecta; Diptera; Drosophilidae
Exons: 2
Coding region: 1-318 (105 amino acids)
Source: RefSeq, a predicted model, not a curated record
AUGGCAAAUCAUCAACAGUUGCAAUCGAUUCACAAUUCAAAGCAAAUUGCCGAAAUCAACUCAAACAAAAUGUUCAAGCUCGUUGCCUUCUUUGCCAUCCUUGCCGUCGCCGCUGCUGCUCCAGGCCUCAUCGCCACCAAGGUGGUGCAGCCCGUUGUGGUGCAGAAAGUGGUGCCGGUCGUACCCGUGGUAAAGACUGUGGCUGUGACUCCCGUUGUCAAAACUGUCGUCUCUCCCCUCGUCCACGUACACUCCGUCCCAGUGGUUAAGACCGCCUACGCCAGCUCUCCCCUCAUCUACUCCCACAUCCACAAGUGA